Paramecium octaurelia is the source of this 230-nucleotide messenger RNA. The record is from the annotation of a GenBank genome assembly. NCBI's taxonomy places the organism in Eukaryota, Ciliophora, Oligohymenophorea, Peniculida, Parameciidae.
AUGAUUUGGAUGACAAGGAAAAAAAUCAUAUAAAGAAACGCAUAAGUAAACCUAUUGAAGGGAGAAAUACUGUUUGUAAUAUUGAAUAUCAUAGAAAGUAUAUUCUGAAUGCAAUUUAUUUAGCCAAAAAAGGGUUAAUGCUUCCGUUACAAAAUUAAGUAGAUAUGAGUUAUGUGAUAUCUACGAAUGCUCUCUUUUUAUAGUGUUCAUUGAAGAUGGCUAAUGUAUGA